GCGCCUCGGACCCCGCCCGCACGGACAGCGCCGCGGGAAAUGCAUGCCGGGGGAAGAGGAGCUGCUUAAUGGAUCAUGGCUCUGAUGCUUACAGGGCAUACCUUAUUUCUAGCAUUAAUGAUGUUUGCUGUCUUCACUUUUGAAGAAUCUGUAAGCAAUUACUCUGAUUGGGUGACUUUUAUGGAAAAUAUAGAUCAAUAUGAGAAAGAGAAACUUGGUAGUCUUGGUGCUGAGCAGAAGCUGAAAAAAGCAGUUCUUCAUCCAAGCUUGUAUUUCGAUGCUGAAGAUGUCCAUGUGUUGAGGCAGAAAGCUCACACAAGCCAUUCACAUAUAUUCAGAACCAUCAGGAGUGCAGUGAUGGUUAUGUUAUCCAACCCAUUGUACUACCUACCUCCACCCAAACAUGUUGAUUUUGCUGCAAAGUGGAAUGAGGUUUAUGGUAACAAUCUGCCACCUCUAGCAUUUUAUUGUUUGCUUUGCCCUGAAGAUAAAGCUGCAUUGGAUUUUACUGUGGAGUAUAUGGACAGAAUGGCUGCUUACAAGAACUGGUUGGUUGAGAGCGCGCCUGGUGAUGAAGUCCCACUUGGCCACUCCCUAACAGGAUUUGCCACUGCUUAUGACUUCCUCUAUAAUUCACUGGAAAAUGUGAGAAGACAAAAAUACCUGGAGAAGAUACGGUCUGCAAGCAAGGAAAUGUUUGAGUACUCAAAGGUUCGUUCCUGGGGAAAGCAGCUUCUUCACAAUCACCAAGCAACCAACAUGCUCGCUUUGCUUACUGGAGCUUUAGUGACUGGUGUGGACAAUGGAUCUCAGGCAAAUAUUUGGAAACACGCUGUUGUUGAUGUGAUGGAGAAAACAAUGUUUCUGCUCAGUCACAUUGUAGAUGGGUCUCUGGACGAGGGAGUAGCUUAUGGGAGUUACACUGCUAAGUCAAUAACACAGUAUGUUUUCCUGGCACAGCGACACUUUGGUAUUAACAACUUGGAAAAUAAUUGGCUCAAAAUGCACUUUUGGUUUUAUUAUGCCACCCUAUUACCAGGCUUUCAAAGGACUGUGGGUGUAGCAGAUUCUAAUUACAAUUGGUUUUAUGGUCCUGAGAGCCAGCUGGUUUUCUUGGAUAAGUUUGUCCUGAAGAAUGGAGCUGGCAACUGGCUGGCACAGCAAAUUAGAAAACACAGACCCAAAGAUGGACCAAUGGUGCCAUCCACUGCACAGCGGUGGAGCACUCUGCACACAGAGUUUAUAUGGUACUCUGCUGAAAUCACUCCUCAACCACCUCUUGACUACGGCACUGCUAAAAUGCACGUGUUUCCUAACUGGGGAGUUGUUACUUAUGGGGCUGGAUUGCCAAGCAGUCAGACAAACACGUUUGUGUCCUUCAAGUCUGGAAAACUUGGUGGACGAGCUGUUUAUGAUAUCGUCCACUUUCAACCAUAUGCCUGGAUUGAUGGAUGGAGAAGUUUUAAUCCUGGACAUGAGCAUCCUGAUCAGAACUCUUUCACUUUUGCUCCCAAUGGGCAGGUGUUUGUAUCUGAGGCUCUCUAUGGACCUAAACUCAGCCACCUGAACAAUGUCUUGGUGUUUGCCCCAUCUCCUACAAGCCAGUGCAAUCAGCCGUGGGAGGGACAGCUUGGUGAAUGUGCCCAGUGGCUGAAGUGGAUUGGUCAUGAGGUUGGAGACUCAACUGGGGAAAUUAUAACAGCCUCCCAGUCUGGGGACAUGAUGUUUGUGAGUGGGGAGGCAGUGUCUGCUUAUACAUCAGCAAUGAAAUUGAAAAGUGUGUAUCGCAUUUUACUGCUUUUAAAUUCUCAGACCUUGUUAGUAGUAGAUCACAUCGAGAAGGAGGCAGACUCUCCUGUUAAUUCAGUCAGUGCCUUUUUUCAUAAUCUUGACAUUGAUUUUAAAUAUAUACCUUAUAAAUUUAAGAACAACUACAAUGGAGCUAUGAUGGAUGUGUGGGAUGCCCACUACAAGAUGUUUUGGUUUGAUCAUCAUGGGAGUAGUCCUGUUGCUAGGAUACAAGAGGCAGAACAAGCUGCUGAAUUCAAAAAGCGAUGGACUCAGUUUGUAAAUGUUACCUUUCCGAUGAAAAGCACUCUUACAAGGAUUGUUUACCUUUUCUAUGGCCCAUACGUCAAUGUUUCUAACUGCAGACUCAUUGAUAAUGUAAAGUCUGGAUUUCAGAUAUCACUUAGUGUCAACAGCACCGAAAAUACUGUUUCUGUUGUGACUGAUCAUCAGAAUUUAAAGGCCAGGUUUGAUUACUUGGGAUUUGGUGGUUUCGCCAAAGUUGUUCAUGAAAACAAAGUGACUAAGUUUGGUCUAGGUACUGAAUCCGUGGAAAAAUUGAUUAAAAAUAAUAGGGCAGUUUUGCCAUUUGGAUUCAAAGUGAACAUAAUUGCAGGGUUAAUUUUAGGUGUUAGUUUAGUCAUACUGGCCUUUCAGUGGCGGUUUUACAUAUCCUUCGGUAAAAUGUUGCGUUGGAUCCUGAUACUGGUUAUUGCACUGUGGCUUAUUGAACUGGUUGAUGUAUGGAGCAUGUGUACUCAGCCAAUCUGUGCAAAAUGGAGCAGUGACUUGACAAGGCUAGAACACGACGAAGGCAAUAAAGCCAAACAAUUAGAAGGGACUCCCAUUGUUUUUCCAGAUGUUAUAAUUACUUCACUUCCCGCUUCUGGUGCAGAAAUUUUAAAACAGCUGUUCUUUAACAGCAGUGACUUCCUAUAUAUGAGGAUACCUACAGCCUAUCUAGAAAUUCCUGAGAGCGAAUUUGAAAUUGAUUCUUUUGUAGAUCCGUGUGAAUGGAAGGCUUCUGAUGUUCAGAAUGGGCAUUUCCAUCUUCUCAAGGGGUGGCUCCAGUCUCUAGUUCGAGACACAAAAUUACAUUUACAAAACAUUCAGUUAUAUGAAGCCAGCAGAAGUAAAAUUACUCAGCAUUCUGCCAUAAGCAAGGACAAAAAGAAAAGAUCCAAAAAGAGAGAAUCUCUGUCGGAGCAAAGAAGUAGGGCAAGAGUGAGUCAAGAUAAAGAUGCUGAAUAUAUUAGGGAAUUGAGGAGACACCUUGUUUAUUAUCCUAAUGCACGACCUGUGCUUAGUUUAAGUAGUGGGAGCUGGACGUUAAAGCUUCCCUUCUUUCAGGAAAUCCUAGGACCAUCAAUGAGAGCAUUAUAUGUAGUAAGAGACCCACGGGCAUGGAUAUAUUCAAUGCUGUACAAAAAUAAGCCAAGCCUUUACUCUUUGAAAAAGGUACCACAGAGCUUAGCUGCGAUGUUUAAAUGGGAAAAUGGUAAAGGAAAGUGUAGUAUCAAUGAAGGCUAUGCCUUUGAAUACGAAUCAUUAAGAAAAGAAUUUGCAAACUCUAAUUCAAAUGCUGUUUCUGUGUUGUCCCAUUUAUGGCUAGCAAACACAGCAGCAGCACUGAGAAUAAAUGGAGACUUGCUGCCAACAAAUUAUCUGAUGGUCAAGUUUGAAGAUAUUGUGAGCUUUCCUCAGAAGACAGCUGAAACAAUUUUUGCCUUUCUUGGUAUUCCUCUUCCUCCUGCUAGCUUAAACCAAAUAUUAUUUGCCACUUCCACCAGUCUUUUCUAUCUUCCUUAUGAGGGGGAAAUUUCACCAAGUAGCAUUCAUGCCUGGAAGAGAAACAUGCCCAAGAAAGAAAUUAAACUGAUUGAAGAUACCUGUUUUUCUCUAAUGGAACACUUAGGAUACCCAAAGUUUGUAGAAUAAAUGCUGCUGGUCAGCAGAAAUUUGCACUAGUCAUCUCUGACUCCCAAUUUGUGGAUAAAUAUUAGAGAAGUUUGUUUAUUCUUGUAAAAUGUGUACAGUCUGCUACUUUCAGAGAAAUUAUUUUAAGAAAAAUAUAGUUGUUCUUGAAGGUGUGAUUUUUGUUAUUAUUAUU
Messenger RNA from Lagopus leucura (white-tailed ptarmigan), 3898 nucleotides. It is a transcript of the gene DSEL, whose product is annotated as dermatan sulfate epimerase like. The transcript is spliced from 2 exons. Lineage: Eukaryota; Metazoa; Chordata; Aves; Galliformes; Phasianidae. Bases 76 to 3726 code for a protein of 1216 amino acids. Gene Ontology annotation, molecular function: sulfotransferase activity; chondroitin-glucuronate 5-epimerase activity. The record is from RefSeq and is a predicted model, not a curated record.